AUGGCCAAGAAGGCGAACAAGGGCAAGAAGGCCGGCGUGACGACCGCGCCGUCGUCGCCCGUCAAGAAGGCGGCGCCAAAGUGCUCGAGCUACCCGUCGACGCCCGUCUCGACGUCCAAGACGUCGGCCUCGUCGCCCUUGGCCUCGGACAUCCCCGACGAGGUGCACCCGGUCGACGACUUGAGCAUGGAGACUUUGGCGCCCAAGAUUGAACGCCGGCUCUCGGCACGCCCAGGCGCUGCGGACUUGGAUCAGCAGAAUAUCAUUCAUACGCUGAACAUGGCGCCGCAGAUCCAAGCGUCGGCCAAGCUGCUCGAGCGCAAUCUAAGUGCCAACUCGGUCAACCACUUACUCGAGAAACGUCGGUCGCUCCACGAGCUAGCGGAUCAAGGCCUUGUGACGAACAGCUCCAAGGUAGCGCCGACGCUUCAGGCCAAAAGCGACCAGCUCAAGCGGCAGCUCACGGCCGACAAGCUGCACAAGCAAAUCAACCGCCGGCCGUCCCAGAAAGAGCUCACGGAACAAGGCGUGCUGGACGACGGUCAAGUGGCCCCAAGCUUGCUUGCGACCGCCAAGAAGCUCGAGCGCGCAAUGAUCGAGAACCAAGUCGGUCACCUCCUCGAGACGCGUCCGGGCAUGCAGGACAUGUUGUCGCAAAACAUUUGCCCCGAGCCGCCGCAGGUCGCCAAUGCGAUCCAAGGCGUGAUGCACUCGCUGGAGCGCAACCUCAAGGCCGACCAGCUCUCGCGCAAGCUGCGCACGCGCCGGUCGCUCGACGACAUCUCGGCUGGACAAGCCACCAAGCCGUCGGCGCACGAGCAUGCUGUUCGCCGGGCGCGCUACACGCUCGCGCUCAAAGCCGCGUCCCGCAUCGCUGCGGACAAGCUCAUUUCGCCGACAGAGAAAGGGUGCUUGAAGGACUGCAUUCUCUCGGACGACCCGCGCGUCGUCAAGGCCAUGGCCGCGUACGAAGCCGACUUGGACGUCGAAGAGAUGCUCGACUCGCUGUACCGAAUUGCCAAAAACGUGGCACUCGUCUAA
Molecule: messenger RNA, 1041 nt
Organism: Saprolegnia parasitica CBS 223.65
Lineage: Eukaryota; Oomycota; Saprolegniomycetes; Saprolegniales; Saprolegniaceae
Exons: 4
Coding region: 1-1041 (346 amino acids)
Source: RefSeq, a predicted model, not a curated record